Molecule: messenger RNA, 2692 nt
Organism: Dermacentor silvarum
Lineage: Eukaryota; Metazoa; Arthropoda; Arachnida; Ixodida; Ixodidae
Product: flavin-containing monooxygenase 5
Exons: 2
Coding region: 762-2084 (440 amino acids)
Molecular function (GO): flavin adenine dinucleotide binding; NADP binding; N,N-dimethylaniline monooxygenase activity
Source: RefSeq, a predicted model, not a curated record
CUCCCGCUCGUUCAAGCUUUGCGACAGAACGCGGGGAUUAUAACUGCAGUGUCUGCGAAACCACCUUUCCCCGUCAUGUGUGGGCGCGAUUCGCAGACUCACCUACUCUGCUGCGGGUCGCCGAUUCCUGUGCGCUGCCACUGUUGCAUCUCAGCUCGACGACAAACGAGACGUCCAAAGUGUUCUUCGGCAAGAGUCCGUACAGAAGCGGUGGCAGUUAGAUAAAAACUGUAACGAAAAGCUUUUGCAUCGGUUUCUCGUGGAAUCGUUUACGUUACGUGUUCCGUCGUCUUACGGCUCUCCGUCGAAGACACUCACACAGCAAGGUGCUUAGCUAUUGGCAGUUCAGUAUUAUACUUGCCGAAGCCCAGGACCUGAAAGGCCGGUCGACAAGUUUCGUGUGGACGAGUGCAAUACAUUUACCAUCGUCUGCGAGCAGGCCAUCAAAGAAGACUGUUUGCGACGCCUUGACAACAACACUUGUGGCUCAUUGAGUUGGCAUUCCCAUGCCUUGAAGGGUGUAUUAGGCCUGCCGCCAGGUUUCUUGUGAUACACUUGCUAUCGUCCUUCUGUGGCUGUACGAUCCCUUCAAAGAACCGGUGGUAUAAUCGAUGCACUGAAAUCUAGAGUCACGGAAAAGCUCCUUCGCUAGCGACUUCGUUAAGUUUGUCACUUUCGUGCAGUAGGCCGUUGCCUUCAUAUUAGGGACGUCACAGUUCCAUGUUCCCAAAACUAGCUUCCUAGGCCUGUCGUCAGGCGCGAUGGCUCGCCAGGGUUCUGCGAUCAGGGUCGCAGUCAUCGGAGCCGGAUGCUCGGGCGUCACCGCCGUCAAGGCAUGCCUCGAAGAGAACCUCGACGUCGUGUGCUUCGAAGCGGCCUCGAACUCCGGCGGUCUGUGGUGGUACCGCGACGAAGAACACGAGGAGCUCUUAGACGCCGGCACAGUGAUGCGGUUCACGGUCUGCAAUACCAGCAAGGAGAUGUGCGUCUACAGUGACUUCCCGCCCAACAAGGACUGGCCGAUCUUCCUGGGCCACAAGAAAAUGCUCCAGUACAUUCGGGACUAUGCGGACCACUUCAGGGUGACGCCUCGGAUCCGUUUCAGGCACAAGGUGGUCGACCUGAGCGAAGACCUGACGCUGAGAGUGCGCAAUUUGGAGACAGGUGAGGAGUUCGAGGAGAGCUUCGACAGGGUGAUGAUCUGCACGGGACACCACGCGAUACCGUCGGUGCCAGUGAUUCCGGGAAGGAGCAAGUUCAAGGGCCGGGUACUGCACUCGAGAGAAUACAAGUACACCGAUGACAGCAUUCGUGGAAAGAGGGUAGUGAUCGUCGGGUUCGGAAACUCGGCAGUCGACAUCGCCGUUGACAUGGCCGACGUUGCUGAGGUGGUCUUUCUCAGCAUAAGAAGAGCCAACUGGGUCGUACCACGUCACCAUGGUGGCGUUCCCAUCGACGUCGUCUUCUCGAAACAGCUGUACAUGUUCAUGUACGAGUACUUACCGAUAAGAUUAAGCUCGUGGUUCAUGCAGCGAACCGCAAACGAUGCCUUCGACCACAAGGCCCUGGGCCUCGAGCCGCAGCACCAGCUUCUGGCUCAAUACGCGGUCAUCAACAGCGCUUUGCCGGAGAAGGUGCUGAACGGACAAGUCAAGUUUCGCGGUGAGAUCGAAGCCUUCACGGAGCAUGGCGUCAUCAUGGACAGCGCCGAGGAGCCCGCGGACGUGGUGAUCUUCGCCACGGGUUACAAGAACGACGUACCUUUCGCCUCGAGCGUGCUUCGUCGAGACAAGAACUUUCCCUUGCUCUAUCACCGAAUAUUUCCGCCCGAAUACCCUCGCGUCGCAUUCAUCGGGUUCGUUGACGUCAACGCAUGCAUGCUGAUGAUUUCCGAGAUGCAGUCCCGCUACGCCGUCCAGGUCUUCACAGACAAGCUCAUCGCUGCCUACGUCGAACACCAUGCUCGCCGAACUCGUGAUGAGGAUGAAGGACGCCCGGAGAUUCUUCGUGCCUUCGCCUCGUCACGCGAUGAUGGUCGACCAGGCCACCUACAUUGGGGACCUUGCGAGCACGAUAGGCGUUAGGCCUAACUUCCGUCGCAUGCUGUACACUGACCCGUGGCUGUUCUUCGCCGCGGUCCGCGCUCCCACGCUUAACUACAAGUACCGCCUCGAAGGCCCGCAUGCCUGGCCAGGAGCGAGAGACGCCAUAUUGGGGUACCAGACCCGGAUGAAGGCGCCACUCAAGCCACCCGCAACGCUGCCUCGCUCUGAUCGGAAGCGCCUACAAAUCACCCUCGUCACGGUUGUGCUCCUUAUUGUGGUGCUCUGUCUGGCCGUCAUGCUCACUUCUGAGUUCCCGCUGUUUAGCGCAAUCAUCUGGUGCACAGGCGCACUGGUGCUUUAGGGUCAGUCAAUGAACUCAACACAUUUGCAGUCAGGCUGGAUGUAUUGGAUUGCUGCUUGUGAUAAUCCUUAGGUUAUUGAAUUUGUUCCACCACGAGACGUUAAUGGCCUUGUAGUGGUGUGCAUGGUUAACUGCGUUACAGCUACUGUAUUCGUAAAAGGUAUCUAGGACACUUCGCGGAUUACCAGAGCUACCUAGCCGAAUGGUGGAGGCAGUGCUCUCAGAUGCGAUGGACGCCACAAUCGAUUUUUUAAAUAAGUUAGCGCGUUGGCUUGUGUUGUGGCAA